Molecule: messenger RNA, 2613 nt
Organism: Nezara viridula (southern green stink bug)
Lineage: Eukaryota; Metazoa; Arthropoda; Insecta; Hemiptera; Pentatomidae
Source: the annotation of a GenBank genome assembly
AUGAGUAAUAGACGUCCCAACUCGAACCCUGAAAAGGCACAGUGCAGGCGAGAUUUUAUACUUAAGCAAUUAUUGUUAUUAGUUAGUGAAAUAGAAGAACAUGACAAACCAAGAAUUGAUGGGAAACAUCACUAUGACCAUGCUAUGCAUUCUGAUCAUCAUGGUAUGCAACAAGAACAUCAUGAUAUGCAACAUGAUCAUCAUGAUAUGCAGCAUGACGAUCAGGGUAUGCAGCAUGACCAGCAUCCUGUGCAGCCAGACGACCCUUCCUGUUGCGUGGGUAUUGAUCUGUUAAAAGAUGAAUACUAUCAGCCGAUGACCGUUGAUGGCCAGCCAGCAAGACCUGUUCUGACUAGGAAAGCAGCAGCUGGUAAACACACAAAAUGGUGUCCUCCAUGUUACAAGGUCGUUCCCGCGAUGGAUUAUACACUCAGCUGCUACCGGCCACCUUGGAGUAAAGACCAGCAGGAGGCACCCUAUGAGCAACACCAUGAUCCAUACCGCAAGGAGCACCAUCAGGAGUCACCUUUUAAGAAACACCAUCAGGAGGACCCCUGUAAGGAUUAUCAUUCGGAGCCAAUGUAUAAAGAGCACCACCAUGAUCCAUACCGCAAGGAGCACCAUCAGGAGUCACCUUUUAAGAAACACCAUCAGGAGGACCCCUGUAAGGAUUAUCAUCCGGAGCCAAUGUAUAAAGAGCACCACCAUGAUCCAUACCGCAAGGAGCACCAUCAGGAGCCACCUUUUAAGAAACACCAUCAGGAGGACCCCUGUAAGGAUUAUCAUUCGGAGCCAAUGUAUAAAGAGCACCACCAUGAUCCAUACCGCAAGGAGCACCAUCAGGAGCCACAUUUUAAUAAACACCAUCACGAGGACCCCUGUAAGGAUUAUCAUCCGGAGCCAAUGUAUUAUGAGCACCACCAUGAUCCUUACCGCAAGGAGCACCAUCAGGAGUCACCUUUUAAGAAACAUCAUCAGGAGGACCCCUGUAAGGAUUAUUAUCCGGAGCCAAUGUAUAAAGAGCACCACCACGAUCCAUACCGCAAGGAGCACCAUCAGGAGUCACCUUUUAAGAAACACCAUCAUGAGGACCCCUGUAAGGAUUAUCAUCCGGAGCCAAUGUAUAAAGAGCACCACCAUGAUCCAUACCGCAAGGAACACCAUCAGGAGCCACCUUUUAAGAAACACCAUCAGGAGGAUCCCUGUGAGGAUUAUCAUCCGGAGCCAAUGUAUAAAGAGCACCACCAUGAUCCAGACCGCAAGGAGCACCAUCAGGAGCCACCUUUUAAGAAACACCAUCAGGAGGACCCCUGUAAGGAUUAUCAGCAGGAGCCAAUGCAUAAUGAGAACCACCAUGAUCCAUACCGCAAGGAGCAACAUCAGGAGUCACCUUUUAAGAAACACCAUCAAGAGGCGGAUAGACAUCAAUUAGGAAAUGAGAACCAUAUUCAUCAUCAUGAAUACUACAAUGAUAAGAACCUUGUGAAGCAAAAUGAUUUUGGUAGUCAAGCAAAUCAUUGUAAAUGCGAUGUUAAUCAACCAGAAAAUCAAAUAAAGAGUCAUGUUGAGAGUAAAAGGCACCAUAUGGAAAACGUGGAAGCAGCUCCAGGAAUAUAUAAAUGCGUUUACGACCCAUUAAAGGCUAGUUCAAGGCGAGUAAUUUGUAACGAAGAAAAUAAAAUACAUCCAGAAAGACAGAGCCAACCAUACACAGGAAUACCUGGUAUACGCCAAGAACAUGUUUGGGAAGGUGGUGAUGGUCAUAAAGAAGUAGAGAGGCAUCACCCAGGGGAUAAACAUCACGAACAAAAAAGGAAUGAAUGUCAGCAACGACCAGAAGAAAAUUAUCAUCAAUAUGGAAAGGGACAUAAACAUGGGCAUGCAUCAAAUGUAGCAAAGCAUCAUUCAGAUCCGAUUCCAAAAGCAGUAGUAUUGAUGAAACCUAAAGAGGAAUCCAGGCAUCAUGGUGAUGAAACGAAGUAUUAUCCAGUUUUGAUCCCCAAAGACGUUGUAUGGCCCGAACAUAAAGAACACCAUAUUCAAAGAAGAAAGAGCAGCUUUGAUGAAUCAAGGUAUCAACGAGUUUUAAUUCCAAAAGAUGUUAUGUAUGGAAGACCAUUACAAGACUCAAAGGGUCAUGUUGAUUAUCAACACAGUAAGGGAAAGAUCCAUCAUGGAAGACCCGAACUAUGUCAUGAGAAAAGGUCCUCAGGUUACGGGGGGCAGUAUAAUGGCCCAAAGGAAUUGCCUCCUCCUCAAAGAAGAAAUGGGUUAGCACCUGAAGUGAAGAACAUAGAGAAGCAGGGAUCUCAGGGACAGUCGAUAGUCUGCUUCGAAGACAGGGUAAGGAGGGAGCAGAAUGAGGCUAUGAAGUCGGAUCCUUACGGUGGACAGAAGUGCCCCCACGUCCACCCAGCGCCAGCUUAUUUCACUUAUUCAUGUCCUCAGAAUGACAAGAGGCACAACCAUUGGUCCGCACCGGAAACAACGGUUUGCAGAUAUCCAAACACCUGCAUGGCAUCUUGCUUCGAGCAUCCUGUGCUCAACGACUGGGUCUAUCGGCAGCCUAACAACAGAUUUUAUUUGCAAAGGAGAGAUUACAUACCGUUCUAG